Molecule: messenger RNA, 2112 nt
Organism: Cladophialophora psammophila CBS 110553
Lineage: Eukaryota; Fungi; Ascomycota; Eurotiomycetes; Chaetothyriales; Herpotrichiellaceae
Exons: 1
Coding region: 1-2112 (703 amino acids)
Source: RefSeq, a predicted model, not a curated record
AUGAGUGGCCUCGAUGCAGCCGCCGGCAUUGCUGGCCUGUUGACCCUGUCCUUCGCCUGUUUGCAAGGUUGUAUCAAAGGCUUUACCCUACUACGCCGAGCGCGCAGCCAUGAACGUGAUGUUGCCGGCGUGAGCUUGAUGAUCGAGCUUGAACAACACAAGUUUCUGACUUGGGCCGAAGAAGCUGGUCUGUUUGAGGAUCCGCCCGACCUGCGGGUUAACGCCCGGGACGCUCGCUACGUACCAAAGAUCCUGGCUCAGUUGAAGAAACUUCUGCUUGAUGUGAAUGGGCUCAGGAAACGCUACCACCUGGACAUAAAGGAGGAUCCAGAAGAAAUCCUUGACCUCGACGAGGACAAUUUCGCCGGCGUCAAGCCACCAUCGCAACACCGAAAGAGCCUAUCUGAGCUAUUUCACAACAAAACCAAUUGGAAAAAAUGGACGUGGAUUGCCUUUGAUGAGAAGAACGUGCGCAUGUUGAUGGACGAUGUGAAGGUCCUGGUAGCCCAGCUUCAGCAGUUCCUUGACCACGAAAGGCAGGUCAGAAUGGAUCAGGCAUUUGACGUAUUGCUGCGGACAACCGUGGUCAAAACUGCCAACGAACAAGAGCUGGACGUUAUCGGUCACGAUCGCAGUCAGACUUUCUCCAAAGGGGCCAUUCCUGCCGCGGCCCGCUUGAAACGGCAGGGUCUCCUUUUGGGAGUUACAGAUACUUGCACAGACAGUCGCUCAGUCAUCCAAAGGCCAGGAUCUUGGAGGAGCUCGACCAGGAGAGACUCCCACUCUUUUCUUCCCAGUCUCCCGGUCGCGUCAUCACCUUCAUCCUCUUCGAAGUCGAUGAGGCUGAACUGGAACGAACUCACCUUCCCGCCGUCACAGACCGAGGUCAGUCGGUACUUCGCUUGGUAUGCGCGAGAGCCCGUGCUCCUCGAGUGGAAGAGCGGUGGCGGAGGCAUCAAGCUACCGCUCCUAGAGAAUCGGGUGGACCGAGUUUCAGCAUUCUUACACGAGCUUGACCCGUCCUUCCACAGUUUGCCCUGUCGUGGCUACAUCAAAGAUUGGGCUGCAAAGGACCGAUAUGCCUAUGUCUUCGAUCUUCCUUUCAGUUUGUACCCUCCGACAGUGCAACAGAGCGCCGUGAAGAGCCAUAUGGACCUUCCAUCAUUGCCAAGUAUGCACACCUUGCGAGAUAUGCUAGAACGACCCAUGGAAAAUCCGUCUCUCAAUCUCCGACUUUCUUACGCCAUUACACUCUUGGAGACCUUGCUUCAGAUCCAUACCGCUGACUGGCUGCACAAGGAACUUCGGUCUGACAAUAUCCUCUUCAUCCAGGGCCCUCAAUUGGACAAUGCGUCUAAUGAGGAUAUUCUGCUUUCCCCGAUCUAUGUUGCAGGCUAUGUCUAUGCCAGGCUAGACAGUCCAUAUGAGCUCACAGAGCCCACUGAGUCAGACUUCGAAAACGACCUGUAUCGUCACCCGAUGUCGAUGGGCCCCUCCAGGGUGUCAUAUCGCAAAAGCUUCGACAUUUUUAGCGUCGGUUGCGUCCUGCUGGAGCUUGGACUGUGGGCAAGCCUUCCCGAUAUUCUGCGGAGUUGGUCAAGGGGCGGUCAUCGUGGUAUGAGCUUGACAGAUGCUGCCUACAAGAGUCCGCAUUUCCCGUUUUCUUCUUCACUGGCCAUGCUCACACCGAGGUCCUCGUCCAAUUCCAUCAAUAGACAGAGUCGUGACAACUUGGAGGAGAGGCGGAGUCGUGAUUUGAAGUUGCGGAGAAGCGUUCACUCUGUCGACCAAGAAAUGGGCGAUGAAAGCCCGGCGCCUGCCUUUGACCUUCUGGAACUGCGACACCAACUGCUCCUCUCCAAUUUGAAUGCGGAGAGCGGUUCUAAGAACGCUGUGACGCGUGCUUCAACUCGUGAUAUUCUGAAGGCGUUGAAAGGAGCGGCGGGCAUAGGAUAUGCAAAGGUGGUGGAGAGGUUCCUCGGGGUGGUCGAGAACAUGGAGGAAAUUGAAAACAGCUCGGAUCCUGUGGAACAAAUGGACGAACAUGAAUACGCUCUCCAGUUGGAGAUGGCGUCUUUAGACUCUCUCAGGGCCAUUGCAAAUGUCAUCUGA